Messenger RNA from Microthlaspi erraticum, 318 nucleotides. The record is from the annotation of a GenBank genome assembly. NCBI's taxonomy places the organism in Eukaryota, Viridiplantae, Streptophyta, Magnoliopsida, Brassicales, Brassicaceae.
AUGGCCAAUCCACUACGAUUCAACACCGGAUUUCAACGAGCCUUUGCGUUUCAUGUCCACACGAAACCCACUGCCGGCUAUGUCCCGUCCGCAACCUUCUCAGAUACCUCCAUCCCAAACUCUACGGAACAUGAAGAAAUGUUGAGGUUGGCAAAUGAGAAGAUCACAAUCUUGGAACAAGACAAAUCUGUGGCUAAUGAGAAAAUUACCAAGCUGGAAAGUGACAACAAGUAUUUGAAGAACAUCACUAACCGGAUUCUCAACAAGUUCCCAAAGUUACUUCCAUCGGAGGAUGAUGAUUACGAACUUACGAUGUGA